Messenger RNA from Myotis daubentonii (Daubenton's bat), 4754 nucleotides. RefSeq names its product zinc finger protein 248 (gene ZNF248). Gene Ontology annotation, biological process: regulation of immune system process; negative regulation of transcription by RNA polymerase II; regulation of cytokine production. Gene Ontology annotation, molecular function: RNA polymerase II cis-regulatory region sequence-specific DNA binding; DNA-binding transcription repressor activity, RNA polymerase II-specific. NCBI's taxonomy places the organism in Eukaryota, Metazoa, Chordata, Mammalia, Chiroptera, Vespertilionidae. The record is from RefSeq and is a predicted model, not a curated record. Gene Ontology annotation, cellular component: nucleoplasm.
GGAACCCUGCGGGCCCGGCGGAACCCCUGGCGUCUGCGGCACCUGAAGCUGAAGGGACGCCGGGCGGGGGCUUCUCCCUCCAACUGGGCCCCGUUGGCGUGGGAUGCGGGCUCCAGGGCUGGCGAGCUCUACGGCGUUUCGCCCCGAGCUAACGCGCCCCCGUGUGGCCGCCGGUGGGAGUGCGCGUGCGCGACGCGAGCGCUGGGCCCGCGGGGCAGAGACUGGGACGCAGGAGUGCGCGUGCGCGGCGUGUGCGCGUGCCUGGCGUGUGCGCUGGGCCUGCGAGGAAAGGGCCGGGGCUGGUAGUACGUGAACUCGCCGGACCAAAUAGCCCCCGGAGACCCUCAUUUCUCAUCUGUGAAAUGCGGCGUUAGGGACACUCGCCGCCCUGUGCUGUUCUGAGCGCCUGUGCGUUGCUAGCUGCUGUUUGUUGUGCGCGUGACCUGCGGCUGGAGCUGGGACUGGUCUGCGGGGCCUCGUUUCCCCGUUAACUCUGGGGAAACGGGAGGGAAAGGGCUGGGCUGGCUGGCACCGAGCCCCCACCCCCCACCCCCGGCUCCAGCAUUCUCCAGACCCCAAGUUAGUAUUCAUUAUGUGCUCGUUUGCUGUGGGUUAUGUGUAAUCACGGCACAGCCUCUGGAAGCCAUGGGAGGCUGUGUGACGGGAAGAGGAGAGAGGUGAGCUGGAGCCGAGGCCGCGCACAGGCUGUGCAGCACAUGCCACCCCUUUGGCGAGCUCGUGACCCUGCCGUGGGGAUGGAAGGCUCACCAGCGACAGCUGAGGAAAUUGUCAUAAUUCCUCCCCAAAUGCCCGCUACGCCUCUGGUCCUCGGUCCUCGGUCCACUCUUCCGGAGGUGAGCUGCCUGCAGCGCCCCGUGGGUGAUUGUUGAUGGCACCUAGAGAAGAUGCGAGGCCCCCCUCUCCUGGCCUUCUGCGGGCAGGGCCUUUCUGGAUGAUCUCGUUUGACCUCAUUUGAAAGGUUUUUUAAAAAAUGAGUCUGAGAAGGUGACCGGCUCAGAUCAUGCCAUGUGUUAGUGGUGGGACCGAGAUGAAAAGGUAGGUCUGCAGACCCCCGAGCUACUGCUCAUUUUGUCAGUUGGGGCAAAGCUGGUUCCUUAUUAAAAGAUCUUUUUGAAAAUUGUGAGCAGGUUAGAACAAACAUUAAAAAUAUUACCUGGUCGUAAACAUCCCCAUCCCUUGGAUUAUUUGACCCCAAAGGAUUAAUGUUGCUCGCAGACCCUAAAUUGGUAAUAAAUCAGUAAGAAACAAAUAUUACACUCACUCAGUGACAAGUGUCAUGUCUAAGCUCAGCAUGUAUUGGAGCCACACAUGGACAUCACUGCCGCCUCCUCUAAGAACAGAAAAUGAACAAACCCCAGGAACAAGUGUCAUUCAAAGAUGUGUGCGUGGACUUCACCCAGGAAGAGUGGCAUCUGCUGAAUCCUGCUCAGAAGAUACUAUACAGAGACAUGAUGCUGGAAAAUUACAGCCACCUUGUCUCAAUAGGGUAUUGCAUUACUAAGCCAGAAGUGAUCAUCAAGAUAGAGCAAGGAGAAGAGCCCUGGAUAUUAAAGCAAGGAUUCUCAAGCCAGUGCCACCCAGAAGACUGGAAAGAUGAUGACCUAAUAGAGAGCAGCCAAGAAAAUGAAGAUGGGCAUUUUUGGCAAUUUGCUCUCACCACCAACAAAACAUUAAAUAUACAUGGUGGUGAGAGAGUAAGGAAAACUUUCAAUCUGGGUAAAGACUGUGUUCCUUCAAGAAAUAUUUCAUAUAAGAUAUGUUCCUCUUGUGAAAUGAGUUUGAAGAAUAUUUCAGACUUAAUUAUUAGUAGAAAGAACUAUUCUGGAACAAAACCUGAUACGUUUAAUUUAUAUGAGAAAUUGCUCCUUGAUAUUAGGCAUGAGAAAACUCUUACUGGAGGGAAAUCUUAUAACUAUGAUCAAAAAAGGAAUAUCCUUAGUCAUGGCCAGGAUCUCACUCAGCUAAUUUUCGACCAGCCUUCUGAGUAUCAUGAAAAUGGACAAGACUUCCAAGAAGAGGCAGCCUUUUUCUCAAAUAAGAGAUCUCAGACAGGAGAGACACUCUGUGAAUAUAAUGAAUGUCAAAGAACUUUCAUCCAAAACUUAAAGCUCAGUUUAUCUCAGAGAACUCAUUUAGAAAGGGACCCAUAUGAAUGCAGUAUUUGUGGGAAUCCCUUCUAUGUGGAUUUAAGAUUGGGACAUCAGAGAGCUCUUACAGGGGAGAAUCCUUAUGAAUAUAAUGACUAUGAUCAAAUUUUCUGUGACAAUUCAACUUUCAUUAUUCAUCCGAGAACUUACACAGGAAAAAUUCCCCAUGAAUAUAAAGUAAGUCACAAAACGGGAGGGAAAUCAGCCCUCUUUAAACAUCAGAUAGUACAUAUGAGAGCAAUACCUUAUGAGCACAAGGAGAAUGGAAAUAAUUUCAACAAGAAGUCACAUCUCACCCAACCUCGAAGAGCUCACUCAGGAGAAAAAAAUUUUGAAUGUGCUGAAUGUGGAAAAACAUUCUGGGAGAAGUCAAACCUCACUCAACAUCAGAGAACACACACAGGAGAGAAACCCUACGAAUGUGCUGAAUGUGGGAAAGCCUUUUGUCAGAAACCACACCUUACCAACCACCAACGAACACAUACAGGGGAAAAACCUUAUGAAUGUAACCAGUGUGGAAAAACAUUCUGUGUGAAGUCAAACCUCACUGAACAUCACAGAACACACACAGGAGAGAAACCCUAUGAAUGUAACACAUGUGGGAAAUCCUUCUGCCACAGGUCAGCACUAACUGUACAUCAGAGAACACAUACAGGAGAGAAACCCUUCAUAUGUAAUGAAUGUGGGAAAUCCUUUUGUGUGAAGUCAAACCUCAUUGUACAUCAAAGAACUCACACAGGAGAGAAACCGUAUCAAUGUAAUGAGUGUGGGAAAACCUUCUGUGAGAAAUCAGCUCUUACUAAGCAUCUCAGAACUCACACAGGGGAGAAACCCUAUGAGUGUAAUGGAUGUGGGAAAACCUUUAGUCAGAGAUCAGUACUCACUAAACAUCAGAGAAUUCACACAAGGGUGAAAGCUCUUUCCACAUCCUGAAUGUUCAGAAAUCUGUCCACCCUUUCAAAUUCAUUAUUCAGUUUUUAAAAAAUAAGAUCAAUGAAACCCAAAGAACAUCACAAGUUACUCAAAAGUUAUGUCUUAUUGCACUUCAGAUAAUUAAUAUUAGAAUAAAACCUUAUUAAUGUUUUAAAUAUGUGGAAGCUUUUAAGAAAAAAUAAACUUUUGUCAGAAAAUUUGUACUUAGGAAAAAUUUGUUCAUUUAAGUUAUAUGGUAAAAAUCUUUGUAGAGAAUUUAUGUUGUAUCAUAUUCCAAAUGUGAUAGCAAAACUUUAUUGUAAACAUAAUGUGUGAUACUCACUUAUACUGAUAUUCACAGCUUAAAAAAUGUUGAAUGACAAUAGCGUUAAACAUUCAUGUGAAGAAUCCUUAAUGUGUUCAGACCUAUGUAAGUAUUCUAACGUAAUAGAAAUUUGAGGUAUGCUUGAUUUAUAUAUUAGAGUCCAACAUUAAUUGUGAAGAGAAAGUAUGAACACUUAAACAACUAUUGUGAUCUAUAUUAAUAUUUCCCACACUAAAUACCACCAGUAUCUUUGUAGGUUAACAUAAUUGCAUAUGUACAUGUAAAUAUAUUUAUACACACAUAUAGUGAUGUGCUAGAUUAAGUUCAUACUGGCUUGGAAGUACUGCUGAUUUAAAUUUUCAGGAAUUUUGCCAGCCAGUUGUUAAACACAGUCAUUUAAAAAUUAAAUUACAUAAAAUUAUAAUUAAAUUAUAUUAAAAACAAAGGUGGUAAAUACUCAACACAUUACUUCCUAAUUAUUUUAUAAUAUUUUGCUAUUUGUUCUUUAGGUUACUUAUAUUUUUGAGUCUUCAUGGAGAGAAUACUGAGUAAUGGUGUGCAGCUGCACAUCUCUUUUCAUCUCUACAUUCAGUGCCAUCAUGUUGGUAGCUUGACUUAGUGUGAGUAUUUACACAAGGGAAAUUGGCAAACUCUACAUAUUAGAGUUAUUUUCUUAGAUAACCUAUUGUCAAGUAUUUAGCAGCACACCACUAUGGAUAUAAGAAAAUAUAUUUGGAAGAGUUAAAGUGAAAACCACAUAACUUUUCUCCUAUUUCCUGACAAAUACAUGGCUAUUGUCAUUGCUGAACUGCCACUUCAAUAAAGACAAAAUAUGUUUCUGUGAGUUUUUUAACCACCUCUUCAUCAUUUCUAUUCUCAAUACUACCAAGUCUCUCUAGAGUACGGCCAGUAUAUGUUAUUUUACAGCCACAUCACCUACCUUUCCUCAUAGAUGAAUGAGUACUGCCAUUAUUAUUGAACUACCUCCAUUAAAAAACCAAACAUUUUUUCCUGAGUUUUUUUAAGCAGCCUCUCAGUCAAUACUGUAAAUGCUGUUAAUAGUGAUACAUAAAUUCCACAAAGAUUAAUAUUAGUUAUAAACAGUAAUAUUGCACUGUACAAAUAAAAAAUAGUUGUGUGUAAUGAAAUGCCUCUUUCAUACUCUUGGUAUUUCAUUGCUGUAUCUAUUUAGGCAUGAUAUGUGUAACCUAAGUUGUAUGUAAUCCAGGAAGUAUGUAUUUAUAUUUCAUAUAAUAGUGUUACAUACUGUCCCUUUUGCCUUUGUCCUAUUGUUUCCUAUGAUUCCUUGCAACAUGUUGAUAAGCAGUUCCAAGAGACUCUACUUCUUA